AAAAUUAACAAACAUCUUUGAUAUUUUCCCAUAAUUUUCAUUUCCCUUUCUUUUUCGUAUUUCGUUGAAAAUAAUCCCCCAAAUCUCAGUCGAUUCUUAACACAGAUUUUUCAUCAUGGAUUUCUUCAAAUCAGUUUUCGCCGAUGAUCCAGAUCCUCCUAAACCCCAACUCCAACCCGAUUCCGAUACUUCCAGAGCUGAAUACCCCACCCCUGAUUCCUCCCCCAAACUGUCAGAUCCCGACCCUAACCCUACCGGCUGGAGCUUCGGUGGUCUUUUCCAAACGAUAGCAACCAGAUCCGAAUUCGUAAUCGAAACUUACCGUCGCGAUCUCGAAGAAUUCGGGAUGGGUCUCAAAAAGGAAAUCGAGGUAGCUCAGGGCUCGUUAGGGAACGUAGGGCAAGUCAUUGAUGAGUUCGGGAACACAGUGAUAAAGGGUACGACCCAGAUCAUCAACCAAGGCAAGGAGGCAAUACUAGCUGCCGAUAACGAAUCCGAUUACUCUUCCUCCGAUAGCAAGGACAAAAAUCAGAUUGCUCAGCGGAGCUUGAACUCGAAUCGGUACAGUCGGUUCGAUGCUCAAGUAAGGGCAAUUCAAGGAGAUAUUAAUACUUAUAUUGAAGAACCAGAGGAUUUGGAGGAUUAUAAAAAGUGUAAAUCUGGGUUUGAUUUGGUAGAGAAGAAGGAAGAGAUGGAGAGAUUGAUGGAAGAGAAUGGAGAGAUAGGGAGUGUUUAUAAAAGGAUUGUUGGUGUUUCGAAUGGGGUUGAUCACGAGACUUUUUGGUGUAGGUAUUUUUAUAGGGUUUUUAAGCUUAAGCAAGCUGAGGAUGCGAGGGUUAAGCUUGUUAAGAGAGCAAUUUCAAGGGAAGAGGAGGAGGAGUUGAGUUGGGAUGUUGAUGAGGAUGAAGAAGAGGUGGACGAGAGAAAUGUAAUGCCCAAGGCGACUUUAAAGAGGCAAGAAGAUGUGGAGAAGAAGGAAAAAGAUGGAACUGUGGAAGAGAAGGCAGAAAAAGGUGAUUUUUCGGAGAAUAAAACUGUGGAAGAGAAAGCUGAAAAAGGUGUUGUAUUGGAGAGUAAGGAUCAAGUUGUUAAGAAGGUAAAGGAAAAGAAUCCGGUCGAGGAACCACGAGUGGAAAGGAAUGGAAAUGAUGAUGAAUCAAGUGGUGGAAAUGUGGUGUCUGAGAAAGUUUAUUUGAAGAAGGAGGAGGACCAUUGGAAGGAUGAUUCAGUGGCGAAAUCUGUUGAGAAAGUAGAUUCUGAAGGGAAGGGCAAGAAUGAGGAGCUUAAACCUAGUAGUGGCAAUGGUAAAGACAGUGACUUUUCAGUGGUUUCAAGCCAUCCUUCAAUGGCUGAGGAGGAGGAGGAUCUUGAGUGGGAUGAAAUUGAGGAUCUCAGCAGCAUUGAUGAUAAGAAAGGAACUCAUGAUGGGAGCCCGAGCUCCACCAAUAGAACUGAGCUGAGAAAGCGACUGAGUACUGCUGAAGAAGAUGAAGAUUUGAACUGGGAUAUUGAAGAUGAUGAUGAACCGGUUAAAGCUUGAUGAAAAACGUAAAGUUUCAUAAAAGAAAUAUUCCUCAGAAUUUAUUGCAUUCUGCUGUUUCGUUUUCCUUGUAUUCAUUUCACUUUUCGUUUGAAAUGCAAAUAUCUUAUAUGAUUGGUGUACUUUUAAAACACUUGAUUGAAAUGAAAUUGAAGCAUCUAUGUACAUA
Messenger RNA from Hibiscus syriacus, 1709 nucleotides. Its product is annotated as BSD domain-containing protein 1-like. The record is from RefSeq and is a predicted model, not a curated record. The transcript has a single exon. Bases 116 to 1540 code for a protein of 474 amino acids. Lineage: Eukaryota; Viridiplantae; Streptophyta; Magnoliopsida; Malvales; Malvaceae. Gene Ontology annotation, cellular component: cytoplasm.